CACACACACACACACACAGUCAAUCAGUCAUGCUUCUCCUGCUGUGUGCUGCGGUGUGCGUGGGCGCGGGCGUGGCGGGCGUGGAGGUGGAGGUGAAGGUGGCAGGAGGCGUGGUGAAGGGCGUGGAGAGAGAGAGUGAGAGAGGGAGAAUAUACCACGCCUUUCUCGGUAUACCAUAUGCCAGGGCGCCCGUGGAUAGGCUGCGCUUCAUGCCCCCCCAGGCCGCGGAGGGGUGGGAGGGCACCCUGGACGCCACGCACCCACGCCAGCCUUGUGCUCAGGCCGCCCUUGGUAUCAUGGAGGGCGUGGAAGACUGCCUAUAUCUGUUUGUGUACACGCCCAAGAAGCAGAACGGCAGCCUUCCGGUGGUGGUGUGGCUGCACGGGGGCGCCUUCGUGGUGGGGGGCGGCGUCCCUGAGAGAGAACCUACUGAUGGACCGAAAUGUUGUACUGGUGGUGCCGCAAUACAGACUAGGCCUACUGGGCUUUUUCCACACGCCCUCCGGCACCAGCGGGGGCAACAUGGGCGCCCUGGACCAGGUGUGGGCGCUGCGCUGGGUACAGGAGAACAUACACGCCUUCGGGGGGACAGGGGGCGUGUCACCUUGGCGGGGGACUGCGCGGGGGGGGCGUCUGCAGUCUACCAUAUGCUCUCCCCCCUGUCUGUGGGGCUGUUUCACCGUGUAAUAUCCUUCUCAGGGGCUCCUCUUACCCCCUGGGCCCUGUACACCCACAAUCACCGUUUUCUGUUGAUCCUGGCUAACUAUGUUAAAUGUCCUGCUCAUGACCAAAAGCUGACGGUGAAGUGUUUCCAAGAGUUAGGGGUGGAUGAGCUGCUACACCCUGUCCAGAUGAUGUGCGAGGCGCGGGACCCCUUAGUGGGCAACCACCGGCUGUCCCCCGUGGUGCAGGACCCAGAGAGGACCCCCGCUGAGUCCCUCUUCCUCCCCCACCACCCCCUCAUCCCCCUCACCAACGGCCCCCUCCCCGGUACCCGUACUGAUGAGUCUGACUGAGGGCGUGGGUAGUCACCUGGUGGACAUGCUUCUCUACGAUUUCAUUCGCUACAAACUUGAAGAUGAUGAAGGAUUCCUGCCCAAGUUGGUACCAAUGUUGCUGAAGGAGGCCUACAUGAAGAAUUAUACAGAUCAUGAAAAGGAAUUCCAGGAUUUUUAUUUUCCUGGAAUCAGCUGGAAUGAUCUGGACGAGAUGCUGCCCGGGCUGGAACAGAUGCUAGGGGACAUUCAAUUCCGCGCCGGUGUGUUGGGUACCGCCUCUCUCCUCUCCACCCACUCCUCCACCUACGUCAUGAGGUACGCAUACACCCAGGGGCCGCGUCUCUUCACCCACCGCCACCCUGACCCCUCCAAGGCGCCCCCCUCCCCCAUAAGGCGGGCCACGGUGAUGAGAUGGCAUUAAUUCUACCAGACCUGCCCCACACCUACACACCUGCCCAGGAGGACGCCACCACACACCUGCUGGAUAUGGUUGAAAAUUUUGCAUAUGGAAGGGCGCCGAGAGAGGACUGGCCUUUAUUUAACUCAGACACCCAUCCAACUCUAGUCUUCACAGAAAACGGAGACUUCAAAACAGAGCCGUUCGCUUCACCACGACACACUAAAAUGCUUCAAAAUAUUCACUCCUACCUCCACCACGAUGCUCUGGAGCGUGGUGGUGGUGGUGGUGGCAGUGGUGGUGCUGGUGGUCCUGGUGGUGGUAGCAAGGAUGAGCUGUAGUGGGAGUUAUUGGUGUUUUUAAUGGGAAUUUAGCUGCGUCGACUUUGUUUAUGCUUUUCUUACGGGAUCACUAUUCAGUAACAAUAAUAAUAAGAUUGUAUUGUUCAAGGGAAUUUUGUCUUACGUAUUUUAAUAUUAGAGAUUUUAUUAAUUUACGUUUGUCUUAACAUGUUUUUUUUUAUUAUUAUUAUUUUAAGAUAGAAGGAAAUCAAGUAAAAUUAGUUAUAUGAAAAUUUACGAGCACUGAAGAUUGUAAAGAGAAAUUUUGAUAGUAGAAUUAAAGAACAAUUUUAUUCAUUGUUGUUUUUUUUUUAAGAUAUUAGAAGAAAACGAAGACAAAUAAGUUAUAUGAAAAUUUACGAGUACUGAAUAUUGUAAAGAGAAAUAAAGGAAGAUUUUGAUAGUAGAAUUAAAAAAAAAAACAGUUUUAUUCAGUUACUCUUGUCUUCAUUGUUGUUGUUUUUGAAGAUAUUAGAAGAAAAAAAUCAACAGCGAUAAGGAAGUUUAGGACAGGAAGCCUAACCGAAAAUAAAAGUUUACAAUUUUGACGUAAAAUAUUUUCACGCCAUCUUGUCUUCACUGUUUUUUUGUAAGAUAUUAAAAGAAAAACAAGAAAACAACAGCGAUAAGGAAUUUUAGGAAAGGAAAAUGUACGGAAAUAAAAGUUUGUAAUUUUGAA
This is a messenger RNA of Scylla paramamosain (green mud crab), 2415 nucleotides long. Its product is annotated as pyrethroid hydrolase Ces2a-like. The coding region runs from base 30 to 1016 and encodes 328 amino acids. The transcript is spliced from 11 exons. Lineage: Eukaryota; Metazoa; Arthropoda; Malacostraca; Decapoda; Portunidae. The record is from RefSeq and is a predicted model, not a curated record.